Molecule: messenger RNA, 1615 nt
Organism: Arvicola amphibius (Eurasian water vole)
Lineage: Eukaryota; Metazoa; Chordata; Mammalia; Rodentia; Cricetidae
Product: methanethiol oxidase
Exons: 11
Coding region: 101-1615 (504 amino acids)
Molecular function (GO): selenium binding
Source: RefSeq, a predicted model, not a curated record
CCCCUUCCCUGUGCAGUCUGCCUCCAGCGCCAGCAUUGGUCUCUGGCAAGCUCUGCCCAUUCCUGGCAAAUCCUGCAGGACCAGAGUGUCAGCCAACAGCAUGGCCACAAAAUGCGGAAAGUGUGGCCCAGGCUACCCUACCCCUGGUGAGGCCAUGAAAGGACCCCGGGAGGAGAUUGUCUACCUGCCCUGUAUUUACCGAAACACUGGCAUCGAGGCCCCAGAUUAUUUGGCCACUGUGGAUGUUGACCCAAAGUCUCCCCAUUACAGUCAGGUCAUCCACAGGCUGCCCAUGCCCUACCUGAAGGAUGAGCUGCACCACUCGGGAUGGAACACUUGCAGUAGCUGCUUUGGGGACAACACCAAGUCCCGCACCAAGCUCAUGCUACCCAGUCUCAUCUCCUCCCGAGUCUACGUGGUGGACGUGGGUUCUGACCCUCGUGCCCCGAAGUUGCACAAGGUCAUUGAACCCAGUGAAAUCCACUCCAAGUGCAACGUGGGCAAUCUGCACACCAGCCACUGCCUGGCCAGCGGAGAGGUGAUGAUCAGCACCUUGGGGGACCCCCAGGGUAAUGCUAAAGGGGGUUUUGUGCUGCUUGAUGGGGAGACCUUCGAGGUGAAAGGCACGUGGGAGAAGCCUGGAGGGGCUGCUCCUAUGGGUUAUGACUUCUGGUACCAACCACGACACAAUGUCAUGAUCAGCUCUGAGUGGGCCGCUCCCAACGUCUUCAAAGAUGGUUUCAACCCUGCUCACGUGGAGGCCGGGUUGUAUGGGAGCCACUUACAUGUGUGGGACUGGCAGCGUCGUGAGGUUAUCCAGACCCUAAAAAUGAAGGAUGGGCUCAUCCCCCUGGAGGUCCGCUUCCUGCAUGACCCAGAUGCCACCCAGGGCUUUGUAGGUUGCACCCUCAGCUCCAACAUCCAGCGGUUCUACAAGAAUGAGGGAGGCACCUGGUCAGUGGAGAAGGUGAUCCAGGUGCCCUCCAAGAAAGUGAAGGGCUGGCUGCUGCCCGAAAUGCCAGGUUUGAUCACUGACAUCCUGCUGUCCCUGGAUGACCGCUUCCUCUACUUCAGCAACUGGCUGCAUGGGGACAUUCGCCAGUAUGACAUCUCUAACCCACAGAAACCACGCCUUGCUGGGCAGAUCUUCCUUGGGGCAGCAUUGUCAAGGAGGCCCUGUGGAGGUGCUGGAGGACCAAGAGUUAAAGAGUCAGCGGAGCCCCUAGUGGUUAAGUCUGACCUCUUGUUUCCCAGGGAAAACGAGGUCCCUGGAGGCCCCUCAGAUGAUCCAGCUCAGCUUGGAUGGGAAGCGUCUGUACGUCACCCCAUCGUCACUGUACAGCGCCUGGGACAAGCAGUUUUACCCCGACCUCAUCAGGUGAGGCGGCAGUGUCCAAGCGUCACCUCUCCACCAGGCCUCCAGAAGGAUCGCGUGGCCUCUGAAGACAACCUCAGAACUCCACCUGUGCCCUACCAGACAGAUGGCCCAUGUGGGCCCUGCCCCUCCCAGGAACCCAUUAUCCUCACCAAAUCUUGGGGUGGGGGUGCUGGUCACAUUGUCACCUCUCACCCUUUCCUCCUCUUCCAGGGAAGCUUCCGUGAUGCUGCAAAUUGA